Geodia barretti is the source of this 1291-nucleotide messenger RNA. NCBI's taxonomy places the organism in Eukaryota, Metazoa, Porifera, Demospongiae, Tetractinellida, Geodiidae. The record is from the annotation of a GenBank genome assembly.
CCGGGGGUUCCUCUUUUGCUCUCUACCCUGCGGAAUGGACGUUUUCGAGCUCUGCGGACGUCUGUAUGCAGUGCUGCUCCUCUGCCAGUGUCUCCUGCAAAGACUAGUCCACUCCAAAGACGAAAGCUGCAAGUACAAGUUGGAGCCCCUGUGGACUGCAUCGCUGCGAGACUCUCCGCUGGCUGCCACGCCCACUUUCUUCGACGUGGACGGAGACGGCUACGGAGACAUAGUGGCUCCGUCGUUCUCAGGGGAGGUGUGGUCUGUUCACGGAGAGAGUGGUCACAUUGUGGACAACUGGCCUUUCUAUCUGGAGGAGAGGGCUUUUCACUCCAGCCCUUUAGUAUAUGAUGUGAACAAGGAUGGAGUACUCGAGUUUUUGCUGGCAACAUCAGACGGUGAAAUCGUGUUUCUGCACACCAACAAUUCCUUACUUCACGGAGAGACAAUCAAGAUAGCACCUCUGAAGGUGAGACGAGAGUGGUACAAACUGGACAAAGAGUACAUCGACAAGAUUGCUCAUGAACUCGGCAAACAGCUCGGGGACUCAGAAAGACUCAGAAUAGGGGCGGGGAACGAAGGGGGGCGAGAAAACAGGCCCCCUGCGGCAGACAAGGGCCCCUCGAAUCUCCACCAGCACUCGGAGGCUUUCUCAGAGUUUGAGAGUCGCUACGGGCUCCACGCGGACCCCCUCUAUUCCCGCCACCAGAGAGAGAAAUUCCUCCUGGGUCUUUCCCCGGGGGAUGUGCACAAUGUGUUCGUCGAACCACAUAUUCUGGCCACGCCCACUCUGGCCGAUACGAAUGGAGACGGGAAUUUUAACGAACUUGUUGUCCCCGUAUCGUACUAUUUCGACCCGUUUUACUACGGGGACCCCCACAAUCUGGGGAAGUUAGGGGGGCUGGAUUCGGGGGAACUGGUGCAUUUCGUUGCCGGGGGUGUAGUCGUUAUUGAUUUAAGUAUAGGGGCAGUGGUAGGGCAGAAAGUUCUCGGGUUGACUGAAGCUACUGACAGCCAACCUGCCUACAUGUUAUCUUCUCCAACUGUCGUUAGGAUGUUUCCGGAUGUGGGUGGAGCCGUCAUCAUCACCGCCACGGCAACGGGCGAGGUAAACAUGUUGGAAGCUGAGAGUCUGGAAUCGGUAUCAGGAUUUCCGGUACGUCUCGAUUCCGUGUCGGCCAGUGUUGCAGUCGCAGAUCUGUUCAAGGACGGAGUGCUGGAACUGGUUGUCGGGGACAACAGUGGAAAUAUUUACUGCAUUGACUCUCGCGGGAAGAGAAGGUGGGAAUUU